UCUUAUUCAAAUUUUCCCGAAGCGAUUGAAGAUGGAUGCAUCUACAAUUAGUGCUGGUGCAUUGGUUCGUUUACAAGAAUUGAACCCUUCUUCCCCAAAUUUCAAGCAAGGAGCCUCAUUUAGGGUUAUUGGAAAGAUACAAGAGUAUGAUUUGGAGACGGCAGUGGCUAUAAUCGUUGAUGGAGAUGCUAGCUUAAAGGUCGACACACAGUACCUGACCCUUAAUCUGCGCCCAGGUUCUCUCUACCAGUUCAUCGGGGAACUGCAGAUUGAGCCAAAUAAUGAGGGAAUUUUGAAGGCUCGAGUUGGAAGAAAUGUUGAUGGACUGGACAUUAACCUCUACCAUCAGACAAUGCAGCUCGUAAAACAGUUUCAAGCCGAACAAGCAAUCAUUCGAACAUCUUAAUGUACGAUUGUAACUGACAUAAAGCAAGAUAUGCAGCUGAGCUGCUGAAGUAGUCAUCUAGGGACGUUGGUUCCAUAGAACCGGAUUCUUAACCGAUGAGAACCUUUUGUGGCGCGAUUUUUGGUAAGCCUAUGGCUCGGGUUAAUAUUACUACGCGUGUCGUAGUUUGUUCACUCUCUGGUGUUUGAUGGAUCAUAAAACCGAUAUGAUAGGUUAAAUAUAUCGUGGAAUAUUGUUUAUUAUGUGAUCAUGACUCAUAAUACUCUUUGGCUAAAGUAAUUUGAGUUUAAUUUUUACAUAGUUCA
Salvia splendens (bonfire salvia) is the source of this 711-nucleotide messenger RNA. Its product is annotated as CST complex subunit TEN1. Gene Ontology annotation, molecular function: telomerase inhibitor activity; single-stranded DNA binding; telomeric repeat DNA binding. Gene Ontology annotation, cellular component: CST complex. The record is from RefSeq and is a predicted model, not a curated record. The transcript is spliced from 4 exons. The coding region runs from base 32 to 406 and encodes 124 amino acids. Gene Ontology annotation, biological process: negative regulation of telomere maintenance via telomerase. Lineage: Eukaryota; Viridiplantae; Streptophyta; Magnoliopsida; Lamiales; Lamiaceae.